This is a messenger RNA of Bipolaris sorokiniana ND90Pr, 980 nucleotides long. RefSeq lists its product as uncharacterized. Gene Ontology annotation, cellular component: cytosolic large ribosomal subunit; ribosome. Lineage: Eukaryota; Fungi; Ascomycota; Dothideomycetes; Pleosporales; Pleosporaceae. Gene Ontology annotation, molecular function: structural constituent of ribosome; RNA binding. The transcript is spliced from 4 exons. The record is from RefSeq and is a predicted model, not a curated record. Bases 304 to 699 code for a protein of 131 amino acids. Gene Ontology annotation, biological process: translation.
AGUCGUUACUAACCCCCAGCACAACACGCUCAAAAUCAGUCAAAAUGGGAAUUGACCUCGACCGCCACCAUGUUCGAGACGGGCACCGCAGUAUGUGAACCCCCCGUCGAGUCGGCGCAGAAAUGCGCUGGCGAUAGCAGUCUUUUAGACGCAACAUGAGCCCGAGAGAGGAGAAAGAUUGACGAGUGUACAGAGGUCCCUAAGUCCACCAACCCCUACGUCAAGCUGUUGGUGCGUCUGUACAAGUUCCUGGCUCGCCGCACCGAUGCCCCCUUCAACAAGACCGUUCUGCGACGCCUCAUGAUGUCCAAGACCAACCGUCCCCCGGUCUCGCUCUCCAAGAUUGUCUCCAACGCCAAGGGACACGACGGCAAGACCAUUGUCAUCGUCGGUACCGUCACUGACGACAACCGCAUGCUCGAGCUCCCCAAGCUCUCCGUUGCGGCUCUCCGCUUCACUGCCUCCGCUCGCGCGCGCAUUGAGAAGGCUGGUGGUGAGACUCUCACCAUCGACGAGGUUGCCACCCGCUCCCCCACUGGAUCCAACACCCUCCUCCUCCGUGGACCCAAGAACGCCCGUGAGGCUUUCAAGCACUUUGGCUUCGGUCCCCACUCCGGCAAGAAGCCUUACGUCGAGAGCAAGGGCCGCAAGUUCGAGCGUGCCCGUGGUCGCAGAAGGUCUCGUGGUUUCAAGGUCUAAGCGUGUGCUACAAGUGGUUCGGUUUCUCUGGUUUGGCGUGGUCAAGGUCAUGGGAAUUCACUUAUGAGGCGUGCAUCAUGACUAGGAAUGGCUCUUUGAAGGCCUAUAAAAAGAUACUCGAUGCUCAACAUGAAAUGAAAGCAUACGAACGGGCUCUUCGAGCUCAUGGUCAACCCAUGAAUAUCAGUACCUCAUCGUGAAACAGACGUAUUUAGUGAUGUAUUGCAACGUUUUUAGUACUGUACAACUUUUUCCUGCACUGCUUGUCCGCAUUCGGCAAC